Cinara cedri is the source of this 3843-nucleotide messenger RNA. The record is from the annotation of a GenBank genome assembly. NCBI's taxonomy places the organism in Eukaryota, Metazoa, Arthropoda, Insecta, Hemiptera, Aphididae.
UAUUGUGUACAAUAUGCAUAUCUAAGGUUUAAGGAAUCAUUUGAAUAUUUUAUGUUUAAGGGAAAUCAUGGGUCAAACUUCAAAAAACAUUUGAAACUACACAAUGACAUUUAUGAAAAGUAUUUAAUCAAAGAACUUGACAAAUCUACAGACUUAAAUGUACCAGUUAAAACAUCUAAUGUAGAUUUAUAUCAGUUUUUAAACCUAAUAGUAAAAACUGACAUGAAGACUUUAAUUAAUGCAUGUGUUAAACUAGUAACUGUCCAUAAAGUAUGUUGGAUGAUUCUGGGUUUCAAAAUUUAUAAAUCCAAUUCUAAGUGGUAUACAAAAUAGUGUUGUUUUGAAUUUGAAUUUCAAUAAGUGAAUUUUGUUAACUUUUUAUUUAAAAAUUCACUUUAAUAAUUAAUUUUUAUAUAGGGUGAUUUUUUUAAACUUGUUCACCUCCAUUUUCCCUGUUAAAAAUUAAUUCUUCAAAUUCUGAUUGUUGAAAUUUUUAAAUAUAUGUAAGGACCAAAUUUUAAAAUUCAAGACGAUUUUUAAAUGUUGAUGUAUCUAAAUCGAAAUUCUAAUGAGUGGUUUCUGAGUUAUUAAAAUGUUUAUGUUAAGGUUAAAUUUAUUUUAUAAGUUUAAAUGAUUUUACAGAAAUUUAAACUAAAGGUAAUAUUAGAUCUAGUAUUUAUUUAUUAUACAAUAACUAUUUUUACAAAUUAUAUAAAAUAUUGAUAAAUUUAUAAUAUAGUAAACUUUUCAAAUCAUAACCCCCAUUUCUUCCUAAUCCAUAACCAUAGACAUAUUAUCCUAAGUUCAUAAAGUUAAAUAGGUAACUCAAAAACUAUUUGUUUAAAUUCUUAAUUUAGUUGUCAGCUAAAUAAUUGAAAAUGACAAAGAGGGUUCCUAUCUGAAACCCGAUUUUGACUGGCCACAUGAUCAUUAGAAGAUACACAAAAUCAGAAUUUGAGUACAUUUAAAAUUAAAGCAUAAUAAUAAUUUGAGCCUUUUAAAAAAUCAUCCGGUACAGUAAGUACGGUAAGUAGUACUUAAUUAUGUUUUUUUACUCCUUAUUUACGGUUUUUUUUUUUUUUUGGAAAUAUGUUUUUAAUAAAAGAAAUAUUAGAAGAUUUGCUUUUAAACUUACUUCUCUGAUAGUUGAUACUUUUACUUGUUAUAAUAGAGCACUUUUUGGAACUAAUGGGCAGUAUAUAGUAAAUAGUUGUAUUAAACUUAGAACUAUUGGGCUCAUUAAGUUAAUUGAAUCACACAUAGACAAUUUAACAAACUCUAAAAUUAUUACCAUUAAUUUUUUUUAUAAUUUUAACUUUUUUAUAUUUAGCUUAAUAAUUUUUUAGAUAUUUAUUUAAAAGACACAAUUCUUAAGGUUAUUAAAAAGUUCAACAUUGAGCCUCAGCAAAUAAACACAAUAACUUCUGAUAAUGGUGCAAACAUGUUGAAGGUUCUUAGUUUAUUUGAAAAAGAAACUUUACAAAUACCUGAUGAAUUAAAUAAUAAAAUUAUUGAUGAUAUUUCUGAGAACGAUACUGCUCUUGAUAAUACAGUUGAAAUAUUGAAUUCUAACAAUAAUUCAGACAUUGAUGAAAUGAGGUAUAAUAUAUUGAUUUAUAGAUACAUAUAUUUAUUUAAUAAGUAUAUCAACAAUUAUAAGUUACAACUGGGAGUAAAGAAAUCAUUUAUAUAUUUAUAUUUGUUUCAAUAAUAUUGGAUUGACACGAGAAUGUAUUAUUGUUUAUUUUUUAUGGUAAAGUUACAUAAAUAUUAUUUUAAAAAUAGUGAAGUAUAUUUACUAUAUACUAAAUGUUCAAGUUAUAAACCAAAUUUUUUUUUUAUAAAACUAAACAAUAUAUCAUCAGUGAUCUUUUAAUAUCUCCAAUAAUAUAAUUUUAAUAAUAGUACUUACAUUCAGCCUACAUGUAUUUAAAAUAAUUUAUCUUGAUCAAUUUAAAUUUUAAUAGUAUAUGGUUAAUCCAUAUACUAUUCAAACAAAUUUUAUUUUAAUGGUACUAUUUUACAUUUAAUAUAAGUAGGUACUUACUAUUUUUUUAUUUCAAAAAAUAAUAUACUUAGUUAAAUAAUAUUUAUUUAAAAUAUAAACACAUAAAUAUAUGUACAACAUAUUAAAACUUAUAACAGGACUUACAUGAUAAAAAAAUUGUAUAUAUGUUUCAGUAAUAUUGAUCCUGAUUCAAAUUCUCAUACUUUAAAUAAAAAUCAAAUUUCUGAGUUACUCAGUGAAGAUAUUGAAAACGUUGGUGAUACUUCAAUUUUUACUUGUAAAUAUAUAUACAAUAUAUAUAUAAUUACAAAUAUCAAAAUUAGAUAAAUAGGUUAGGUGAUUUUUAAGCAUGCUCAACCCAUUUUUUGGGUUAAAUUUUACAUAUAUUUUAAUUCUGAUUUUUGGAAUUUUUAAGUGCAGUAAAAACCAUUAUUUUCGAAUACCUUCUUAGAUUUUUCACAACUUUGAAGGUGUGAUGAUAUCAACUUUGGAUUUUCAAAUGAGAAUAUGUUUUUAAGCAAAUUGUAAAUCGGGUGAUUUUUCUGUAAUUGUUGACAUAUAUCACCCUGAAUACCUUAGAGAUUGUUAAAUAAAGUCCGAGUUACAGUACGGAAAUUACAUAAUUCAAAUUAUAUUUAUUUAAUAAAAGAGGAAAAAUUAAAAACACCUGUACUAGAUUGUUUGACACGCUGUAAUUCUACCUUUGAUGUGCUGGAAAGGUUGCAAUGACUAAAAGAUUUUAUUAAAAAUAUGUCAGUUAAUCACAAAAAGUUUAGAAAAAGUUUCUUUAAGUAACUUUGAUUGGAAAAAGUUGAAUUUAUCUUGAAAGCUCUGUUACCAGCAAACGUAUAUUCAAAAAAUUACAAACCGAACAGAUAACUAUGACAGGUAUAUAUGUAACAUGGAUCUCCUGUAAGAUUCAAACAAAAGCAUUGAAUUCAUACUUUUUUAAUAAAUUAGUACAGUUAUAUAGAGAAAUAGAGAAAAAAUUAUUUUAAACAACCAAGUCUUAUUUGCAGCCAUAUUUUUAGAUCCACACUAUAACAUUAAAUUGAACAAAGACCAGUCAACAAUUGUAAUUCGGCAUUUUACCAACAUUUAGAUUUGUUUAAAGAAAAUGGAAAUCAACAAACCAGAAUUAAUUUCUAUAGCCAUCGAGUCAUUAAAAUAUUAGUGGUGGUAAUAAUUCAAUAGAUCCUACAGAUGAUCAUGAAACAUAUUUGAGCCAAAUUAAUGAUGAUAAAUCUAUGUCUUCCAAUUUUGGUAGUUUAUCAAAUUCCCAAACUGAAACUAUUUUAACUAAAAUUGAAAUACUUUUAAAAUCAUUCAUUAUUGAAGAGAAAAGAUUGAGCCAUAAAACAAAUAUUCUUCAAUUUUGGAAAUCUAAAAAUUUUGUUUAUCCAAAAUUUUUUGAGUUGUCAAAUAUAAUAUUUAGUGUUUCAGCAACCCAAGUGAGUGUGGAAAAACUAUUUUUUGGCCAUUAUGUACAUUACGGUACAUUAUAAGAUGUGUACAACAAUAUCUUUUGCAGAAUUUAACGCCUGAAAUUAUUUUAACAGACUAUGAAGCAGCUCUGAGGGAUCUUUUGAUUUCAACAUUUCCAAACGCUGGUUAUGUAGGGUGUUGGUUUCAUUAUAAUCAAGUAAAUGUAUAUUGAUUAAUACAAAUAUAUAGAAUAUUUUAUUAAUGAUUUAUUUUACCCUUUUAAGGCUGUAUGGAGGAAAAUGAAGAAUUUAGGAUACUUACAUCACGUCAAUAGAAAUAAAAAUGCACGCAAAACAUUAAAACUUCUUUUGGCUCUUCUAUUGUUGCAAGCUAGAGUUAUGAAAAGUUGA